UGAAAAUAUAUUAUAUUUAAAGAAAUGGAUUUUGUGGACAUCCAUCAAAGUCAUUGUUAUCCUGAUAAUAAUGCAUCAUGCUUAAAAACAAUCAGAAAGAAGGAAAUUUAUUUAUUUUUUUAUGUUUUUGCAGCAGUUGUGAUUGUACUCACUGUGUUUGGAAACCUCUUGGUGAUCAUUUCGGUCUCACAUUUCAAGCAGCUUCACACACCAACGAAUCUACUUGUUCUUUCACUGGCUGUGGUGGAUUUUCUAAUUGGUUUGUUUGUGAUUCCUUUUGAGUUUUCUGAAGCAAUAGAAGAGUGUUGGUAUUUUGGGGAAACAAUUUGCCCUUUUUAUAUAAACUACAGUUCAAUUUUAGUUUUAGUAUCUGUUCUAAAUUUGAUGACCAUCUCUGUUGAUCGCUACAUUGCUGUGUGUCAUCCAUUCUUUUACAGCACUGAAAUAACAAAUGCAAGAAUGGGCUUUUGUAUUAUACUCAUCUGGCUUGUAGCACUGGUUUACACAGUGAUAUUUAUCUAUUUCACUGGUGGAGAGAUAGUAGCAGAUAAUUGUGUGGGAAUGUGCAGACUUUUUCAUUAUCAAGAAUGGUGGAUUGUACAUUUUAUUGCUAACUUUGCCUUGCCCGUUUCAGUCAUGAUAUUUUUAUAUGGUGUAAUAUUUCUAGUGGUAAGGAGUCAUGCAAGAGCCAUCAGGUCAGUAGUACAAAAUGUGGCAGAGGCAGAAAGCAAAAAAAGAACUUUGUCCAAAUCAUCAGAGAGAAAAGCUGCUAAAACAUUAGGUAUAGUAGUGGUCGUCUUUAUUAUAUUUGUGUCGCCGUCUUAUCUACUGAAUUUCCUUGCGUUGAGUUUGUCAGCUUCAAACAAGUUACUUACGGAAUUGAGUGAUUCGUUUUUUUUGUUAAGCAAUAUGAACUCUGGUGUGAAUCCAUACAUAUAUGCAUUCUUUUACUCCUGGUUCAGACAAGCUGUGAAAAUGAUUCUGACAUUUAAAAUAACUUCUCCAGCAUCUUCACUUUCUAAUUUUUUCACAGAAAAAUAACAUUUAUAUGGAAGAGAAUGAAUUCAAAUAUUUAGGCUAAUAUUUGGAAGCACGUUUGGUAAUUAUUUAAAGCUCUAAUUGUCCAUCUUGUAAAGAAAACUGAUGGUUUGAAAGAUGCUGCCUGAGAUAUUUUCUCAUACAUGGUCAAAUUGAUAUUAUUUUGCAAAGAAUUUUUGAUUUUCUUAACAUUCCACUGAGAAUGCAUGAAAUAUAUCAAAGACAAUAAUAUGAUGAUAAAACACAAAAACUGGUUCUUCAGUUUGUAAGUUACUGAAAUAAGAACCUCAAAAUUAACUCCUAGUAAAAUGAAAAUAUACUUUCUGAGCUAUUAAACAAUAUUAUAAUGGAAACGCUAAUGUAAUAAAAAUAUGUAAAAUAUCUGAUAAUACGAAGGGACAAUUGUGCAUUUAAGUUAAAGUUAAAUUAUAGUUUCCUACUUUGUUAUGCAUAGUACUCUAAACAGUCAUUAGAGUGUAAUUGACUUAUACCAGACUAGAUUUAUCAUACAUACACUAUGAUUAUGAGAGAUGGUAGCAAUAACUUUAUUCAUAAAAGCAGGCACAAAGGCUUUAGCUAGAUCACAGUGCGAUAAGAAAAACAACAUCUCAAAUAUUGUUCCAGUUGUGUCUAUAAAUAAAUUU
Molecule: messenger RNA, 1682 nt
Organism: Erpetoichthys calabaricus (reedfish)
Lineage: Eukaryota; Metazoa; Chordata; Cladistia; Polypteriformes; Polypteridae
Product: trace amine-associated receptor 9-like
Exons: 1
Coding region: 25-1041 (338 amino acids)
Biological process (GO): G protein-coupled receptor signaling pathway
Cellular component (GO): membrane
Molecular function (GO): trace-amine receptor activity
Source: RefSeq, a predicted model, not a curated record